Messenger RNA from Drosophila albomicans, 464 nucleotides. RefSeq lists its product as uncharacterized. The record is from RefSeq and is a predicted model, not a curated record. Lineage: Eukaryota; Metazoa; Arthropoda; Insecta; Diptera; Drosophilidae. Bases 46 to 417 code for a protein of 123 amino acids. The transcript has a single exon.
ACCGCAUUUAAAUUAGUACUCGUUUUUAUUGAGAACAUUUAAACAAUGAACUCAGUUUCGCUCUCGUUACUUAUCGUCUGCAGCUUGGCACUGGCUCAAGCAGCCAGCUGGCGUCAAUAUGAGGAUUACGUGGAAAGUGACGAAUACGUCCGUCCAAGCUGGACACACAGACACUCGGAGAUGUGGCCCUGCGACGUCGCCGAUUAUCCCGCUGCCCACUUGCUGAUACACAAGGUCGAGAAUCGUUUGGACAGCAUUGACAACGAGCAGAUGAGGAAAAAUAUUGUGGAUUACGUUGUGGACCGCUUGAGACAGUGCAAGACGGAUGAGCAAAUGGGCGAGCACUGCGUAAAGCGAUCCAUAGGCUAUGCCAUGUCCUUCAUCAGUCGCCACAAACGUCAAUAUCAGCAAUACUAAAUGUAUAUUCAAGAACCAUAUGAAAAUAAAUAAAAGCAAAAAGAAAA